This is a messenger RNA of Capsella rubella, 1866 nucleotides long. Its product is annotated as GATA zinc finger domain-containing protein 14. Lineage: Eukaryota; Viridiplantae; Streptophyta; Magnoliopsida; Brassicales; Brassicaceae. The record is from RefSeq and is a predicted model, not a curated record. Bases 78 to 1778 code for a protein of 566 amino acids. The transcript has 13 exons.
GCGUUCUUGCAACACCUCAAGAUCUGGCUCGAGUUGUUAAGCUUGGAAAAUAUGGUACUCCAAAUGGUUCUUUGGGUAUGUACUCUAAUCAAGGUACUGGCCAUAUGCAAAGCAACUACAGUGGGAUAUUUGUAGAUGCACAUGGAAAUCUAUUUGGACAUGGUGGAGCUGGCCGAGUUGGUGGGAAUAAUGCUUAUGGGUCUCUUGGUGAAAGUUUCAGUGCCAUGAACUUGAAUUUCAAUAACAACAAUAUAAGUAACCAUGGAGCAUCACCUUCGAUAAAUCCUUCUACAUUUGCAUCGUCCUUAGCCAACGACGGUCAGACAGAGAGCUAUUUACUUGCACAAAUGUAUGGUCGGGUUCCUAGAUCAAGCAACUUUGGGACAUCUCAAGCAUCUCAAGUUCCUCUAUUUGGACAGUAUGGUACAACAAAUGAUGUUUACGACGUUGCUCGGAUCAAUGCGAAUGGAUAUGGAGAUCUGACUGGACUUGGUGGAGGAAGAUUUUAUGGUGGUAAUGUUAAUGACUUUCUUGGUGAAAAUGUUGGUACCAUGAACAUGAACUUCAGUAACACUAACAUGACUAGCCAUGGAAGUUCAUCGUCGAGCCUUUCUUCUCCAUUUUCACCGCUCUCUUUCAACAUGGGGCCAGUACAAAGAAAUUACAAUGCGCAACCGGAUGGUCUGAUUCCUACACUAGAGAGUCUAAGCGUGUGCAAUGAUCAUCAUGACAAUGGCAAUCAAGUUUACUCUCAGUUUGAUCAGAAUAUGGGUGAAGGACAAGCGCGUGCUGGAAAUGUUGAAUUGUCCAACUAUGUUCUUGAAAGUUGGAAAUUUGAUAACCAUCAAGGUCAAGUGGGUGCAGAAAAUACUGAAUUGUCCAACGAGAAUUUUCUGAAUGAACAUAAUAAUUGGAUCUUCAAUAACCAUCAAGGUCAAGUGAGUAAUGCUGAACUGUUCAACAAUGUUCUUCUUGAAGGGAACGGAAUUAAUAAUUGGAGCUUUAAUAACCAUCAAAGUCAAGUGAAUGUUGGAUUGGCAAACGAUGUUCUUAGUCAAAGAAAUGCAAUUAGUAGUAACUGGAACUUUGGUUAUGAACAAGCAAUGAAUGAACAAGCAUUGAACUCUCUCGCUGCUAAUUCGGAGAUGUAUAUGAACUCUCUCGCUGCUAAUUCGGAGAUGUAUACUCCUAGUCUCGAACGUAUGAGUGCUAUAAACCAGGAACAAGGUUUGAACUCUCUUGCUGCUAAUUCAGAGAUGUAUACUCCUAGUCUCGAUCACAUGAAUGCUAUAAAUCAGGAACAAGGCGGGAAUGAUCAAGCUUUGAACUCUCUUGCUGCUAAUUUGGAGAUGUAUACUCCUAGUUUCGAUCACAUGAAUUCUAUAAAUAAGGAACAAGGUGGGAAUGCUCAAGCUUUGAACACUCUUACUGCUAAUUCGGAGAUGUAUACUCCUAGUCUCGAUCACAUGAAUGCUAUAAAUCAGGAACAAAGUGGGAAUGAUGAAGCUUUGAACUCUCUUGCUGCUAAUUCGGAGAUGUAUACUCCUAGUCUCGAUCACAUGAAUGCUAUAAAUCAGGAGCAAGGUGGGAACGAACCAGGACUGAACUCUAACGCUGAUAACACGGAGAUGUAUACCCCUACUCCUCCCGACAUGAACACAAUGAAUCAGGAACAAGGUGUUGCAGAUUCGGCUGAAGAUCCAUUUUCACCAAAUGAUCUGGAUUGGGCCGGUGGAGACAUCAUGGACUUUAUGAUCGAUAUUGAUGACUUGAUCUAAACAAGGUUCUCCCUAUUUCGCUUAAUUAAAAAGUAUUUGAUUAAUUUCUGAUAACUUUGGUAUGUUUCUUUGUAAGACUAUAUUUCAA